Molecule: messenger RNA, 5038 nt
Organism: Xyrauchen texanus (razorback sucker)
Lineage: Eukaryota; Metazoa; Chordata; Actinopteri; Cypriniformes; Catostomidae
Product: HMG box transcription factor BBX-like
Exons: 17
Coding region: 447-3179 (910 amino acids)
Biological process (GO): regulation of transcription by RNA polymerase II
Cellular component (GO): nucleus
Molecular function (GO): DNA-binding transcription factor activity, RNA polymerase II-specific; RNA polymerase II transcription regulatory region sequence-specific DNA binding
Source: RefSeq, a predicted model, not a curated record
CUUGAAUGCACGGAGGGGGAGGAGGAGGGCUGUUAAAGAAAAAAGAAAACAAGCUGAGAGGAAAAUUGUUCGACUGAAACGAAAGUACUAAUUCGAAGUGCCAUUCGGCCCCCACCGUUACUCGAUUUCGGAGCGAUCGGCGCGAUUCGAAUGUAGUUUUAUCGACUUCCCACCGCGCUGUUCCGAGCACGGCGGCGUCCAUCCGGUAAAAAAUAACAUAAGUGCUUGUGGAGUCUGUCUGUAGGGGCUACUGUACGGACGGCCAGUGCAGAGCAGUUCUGAUGUGUCAAUAAGUUUGAGGUGGACAGAAGGCUGGAAUGAGAAGGCCCUGGCGUUUCGGCUGGAUUUCAGGGGUCAUCUUCAUCGCAUGAUCCAGCCUGACUGACAGAUCCAUCCUCAUCUUUCCAAUACCGUAUUUCCAUAUUCUGUGACUGGUCAGCAGCAGUAUGAAGGGUGGAGGUGGAGGGAAAGAACCUCCGGUGGAGGGAGAGGUCAGUGGAAAGCGGCCCAAACGCAAAUGCUUACAGUGGCACCCACUGCUUGCCAAGAAAGUUCCAGAUUACUCAGAGGAAGAGGAUGAGGAGGAUGAAGAGGAGCUGGAGAAGGAGCCAGUGUUAUGUGCAGAGAGUGGGAGUCAAGAAACCGAAUGUGGUGGAGUGGAAGAUGAUGGUGAAGAAUUCUCUUCUGAGCAGCGGGCUCGCCGGCCCAUGAAUGCCUUCCUGCUGUUCUGCAAAAGGCACCGCUCACUGGUCCGGCAGGAGCACCCACGACUUGACAACCGGGGAGCCACUAAGAUCCUGGCCGACUGGUGGGCCGUACUGGAUCCCACAGAAAAACAGAAAUACACAGACAUGGCUAAGGAGUACAAGGAUGCAUUCAUGAAGGCUAACCCAGGUUACAAAUGGUGUCCUGCCACCAACAAGCCGGUAAAGAGUCCCUCCCACUCUGUGAGUAAUGCCCGCAAGAAAGUCUGGUCCCUGCCCUCCAACCCUAGCAAAGAUUCUUCCGUUGCCAAAAAACAGCCCAAAACCGACAGCACCCCCCAGCUUAACUUUGCCAUAGCAGAUCCCACUAUGAUGGGAGGCCUAAGCAUGCUGCUGUUAGCCGGGGAACAUGCCCUGACCGCCAGAGAGAUUUCCUCCAGCUCUUCCCAAACAGGAAGCACAGAUGUUGCUAAACAUACUGGGAAAUCAGCCCUUUUUCAGCUGGCUGAGCAGAUUUCUUCCAGUCCAGUGCAUCCACCUGGGGGAAGUAAAAAUGCUGAGGAUACAAGCUCUCUCACACAUGUAGAGGCCUCUGGACCAUCUCAGCCAAGCUCACCAGACCUGCCCAAAAGUUGUGUUAAAUCCCCCCUGUUUCAGCUGGCUGAGCAGAUCUCCUCCAGUAGGUCUCAAUCAGGGUCUGAGGGAAGGCAGUGUGGUCAGUCGGCACUUUUCCAGCUCGCUGAGAUAAGUCUGGCAUCUGAGGCAGAAAAGAUGGAAGCUCAUUCCUCCCAGCCUUCAGGUGGUUCCUCGUCUCUCUGUGCUCAGCACAGCUUAAGUUGCACAUCCAACCCUGACAACAAAGAGCACAUGGACACUCCUCAUCUUCCUCUAGACACACCAUCAUUAUUAUCUUCCUCUUCUGCCUCCGGGUCCAGCUCCUCCUCUCCCACAGUCUCCACCCCAACUGAGCUCAGCCCAUCUAAGACACAGAAGAAGAAGAAAAAGAAGAAAGAAAAUAAAGAGUCUGACGAGUCUGAGAAGAAUCCUGUUUCGCCCAAAAAGGUGAAGAAGCGCCAGUCAUCCGAGUCGGACCUGGACAGUGUGAUGUUCACUAUUGAGGCAGUAGCUAAAGGUACUUGGGGCUCAGAAGAGACACCCAGGAAGAAAGCUCGUCCCUCAGGAAUCGAGAGUAUCCCCCUCGAGGACCAAUCUCCACCUGUGAAGAAGAAAACGAAACCUAAACCGAAAAAACAGCUGAAGACAAAAGAAGAGGUGAUGGACGAAGAGGAAGAGGGGGAGGAAGAGACUAAUAAGCAACAGGAUGGUGAGAUGAAAAAAGAUGAAGCUCCCCUGACCCCUAAGAGAGAGGGUGAGAAGGAGCCAGAUGUGAAGGUGGAGCCCCCUAGCUGUGUGGAGGAAUUAGCACCUCACUGUCCUUCUCCAUCUACACUUGAACCAGAAGAGAAAGAGACAGACACCAGCCCGCCUGAAGCCAGACAGGAGGAUAAAGAUCCAGAGGUUAAAUCAGAGGCCUGUGGCUCCAGAAAGUCAGAGCGAAGCUGUAAAGGAGCGCUUUAUAAGACUUUGGUGUCUGAAGGGAUGCUCACAUCAUUGAGAGCAAAUGUGGACAGAGGGAAAAGAGGUUCCAUGCGCGGUAGUGUAUCCGAUCACGAGGGUGGCUGGAAUGAUGAGAGCUGGGUGUUUUCUCAGACCGCUGCCAGCAAUCCCAAAAAGCUCAAGAAGUCUAAGUCCAAAGAGGAAACCACUCCAGGACUUGGAAAGCUUGAGGAGGAGUUUGAGAAAAAGUUCAACAGUUUACCGCAGUACAGCCCCCUGACAUUUGACAAAAAGACUGUGGCGGUCACCAAGAAGAAAAAAACUAGUAUGUCCAGCCCUACUGAACCACCCAAACCCUGCAAGGGUUCAUCCUCAUCUCAGAAAAAGACCUUAUUCCACAAGAUAGUCAACAAGUACAAACACAGGAAGGAGAAAUCCAGUGCGGCAGACAAAGACAUUGUCAUGCCUGACCCUGUGUCUGUGGAAACAAGUCCAGUGAAGUCUGGGAGUCCAUGUGUCUCGCCCACUCAUGAGCCCCAGAAGAUUUUGGAUUCGCCCGUGGGCAGUCAGAAAAGGAAGGCCAGGAAGAGUAAAAUCACACACUUGGUGCGCACAGCCGAUGGCCGAGUGUCACCUAAAGAGGAGGACAAAUCUAAGCAUCAGGCCAAGAAUCAGGAUGAAAAGCCAUUCACUCAAGAGGCAUUAUGCAAUAAAGGGGGCUGCUACACUGACCCCAGAUCAGCGGAAGUUGAUACGGUGGACUCACCCGGUGUCCUCCCGGCCUUCUUCAGCUUAGCUGCUCUUGCUGAGGUUGCUGCCAUGGAGAAUGUGCACAGAGCCCAGCGUGCUGUGAGCAUCCCCACUGAAGGUCAAGUGAAGGACAUGGCCCCUGUUUUGAUCUCCUGUGCAGACCAGUGAUGUCUGCAUACUGGGUCGGGGCCCAUGUAUGGACAUGCUGGGGCUUAUCCUUGGCCCUGCUACUUGGGGGAUAGAGAGAAAGAGAGGGGGAGAGAGGGAGAGACUGGAUAGGAAUGAGGGAAGCUCUGAAAUGGAUGAAGAUGUUUUAUCCCAGAUGCCUUCACCCUCCACCCCACCCUCUCUCCCUCUUGCCUGCUUGUGGCCCCUGGGGAGUUAAUCCUGGUCCCCGAGCCUGUUUUCUUUGUCAGCUCCAGACCAGUUAUCAGACUUUACAAUCUGUAAGAAAUGGCUACUAUUUAAGGUCAAGUUUUGCAUACAAGUGCAUUUGAAGCAAGUGCUCUCUCCCUCUAUUUGUCUUUCUCUUUAUAUUUUUUCUGGCUAGCAUCAUUGCACAAACUUCUUCACAUAGCAAUGUCCACGUUCUCUCAGUCAGACGAACGUUUUGUGGCUUCCUUCUCCCCUUCCUGCUCUUGAGUCUAAAGAGAGAGAGUGAGUGUCUGUGUCUGUGUUUUAAGACCUCAGCUUCAUACCUCGAACCCUAUUCAGAUUUUUUUCUGGACACAUUUCAAUACCAUCUUCACCAUCAAAAUGCACAGUUGAUGCCUAGAUGCCUCUUUACUCUCAAGCAAUGACCCUCAAUGUGUCUGGUGCCACUGUCAGUUUAGAGCAAGCACCUAUUUUUCUCUCACAAACCUCAGUAAUAUGUCAGUGGUAAACCGGAUGUUUGUGCGAGUUGCAUUGCGGUCGCAAACAUGCCUACAAGAGUUUCUGACAGACUAAAUCACCAGGUGGAAAACCAGAUGAACCUUUCAAAAUUGUGACACCCUGUCACAUUUCACUCAGUGCUUUUGCACAGCCGGGGUCCAAAAUUAACUCUUACAAGAUGCCAAAUGCAAGUAAAAAUUCUUUUUUAGGCAAACUUUAAUAGGAACUGCAAUAUUACAUGGUUUAAACCGAAUUGUAACAAUGCUAGUCUGAACCUUGUGGAUGCAAGUGACUUGUGCAAUUCAAAACAAAGACAACACAAACAAACCUUAUAUUAACAGAAGUAUCUGUCGCAACUCACGUGUCUUCUAACUACUUUUAAUCUACAUCAAUGGAACUUUUCCCGGAACUCCUUGCAUUAUGGCACCAAACUGAAAAUAUGAAGUUCAGUAUCGCGAUGUGUGUUUACGAUUUGGGAAAUGAUGCGAUAUGUUACAAGUGCAGUUUCACCAAGAGGUGAAGACUGACUCAUCUCAUAUAUGAUGUGGUCAGAUAUGGUGCGAGUGACCUGCACUGUUUGUCACAAAUAGCUAAGUAAUCCAUCGAAAUUAGGGACAAAAUCAUAUUUUUAUAAAUGUUUUAUAUUUUUCUUAAAAAAAUAACGUAAAAUACAAUUUAAAUGCAGGUAAGACAUUUAUGCCUGGUAAAUUUGCCCAAUGUAAUUGCCAUUGGCCAGUGUGGCAAAAAGUUAUUUUGGACCCUGUGCACAGCUGUCAAUGAGUUUGUUAUCAGAGCAGUAUGGCAAUACUUGAACGGGACAAAAAAUGCAUUUUAUGUCAAUACUUGACCUUACUGCGGUGUGUAGAGUCUUGCUGGCUAAUCCAAAAGAGUGCUACUUGUCUCCUAAUUUAGUUUAAUACCAGACACUGCACUCAUUUUUAGCUACCGUAGACCAGGCUUUUAGAAGAUGUUGGCUUUUGUUAUAAUUAUAAUAGUGAUAUUUGUUUGUAUUUCUGUUUUGUUUAGAUUUAGUCUCAAAUUAACUUUUGAAUCGUCACUGAGAUACUCCGCUUUCAAUUUCCUCGUAGCUGAGGCAGUAGACGCUUUUCAUUCCAGCUCGAAGGUUUGCUGAUAUUGUUUUUUUUUUUUUUUUU